Messenger RNA from Zeugodacus cucurbitae (melon fly), 1167 nucleotides. RefSeq names its product cell growth-regulating nucleolar protein. Lineage: Eukaryota; Metazoa; Arthropoda; Insecta; Diptera; Tephritidae. The transcript has a single exon. The record is from RefSeq and is a predicted model, not a curated record. Gene Ontology annotation, molecular function: DNA binding. Gene Ontology annotation, biological process: negative regulation of transcription by RNA polymerase II; rRNA processing. Bases 99 to 1136 code for a protein of 345 amino acids. Gene Ontology annotation, cellular component: nucleolus.
UUGGGUUCAUUUUUUCGAGAUUCUUUCACCGGUGUACAUGUUUCAUAAAUUUUGUAAUUUUCUAAUUAAAAUACAAUAACUUAAACUUCAAAAUUACAAUGGUCUUCUUUACUUGCAAUCACUGUGGUGAAUCCGUUAAAAAACCAGCAGUAGAGAAGCACUACAACACAAGAUGCCGCGGCGCCCCAAAAAAUGUUUCAUGUAUGGAUUGUCUAAAAGAUUUUGGAGAUAACUAUGUGGCACACACGAAAUGUAUUACAGAAUUACAGAAAUAUUCCGGUAAAGAUUAUGUACAUAAGGAAGCGAAGAAUAGUGGUGCUAAAAAACAGGAAGGUUGGAUGGACAUCAUACGUGCUAUACUGGACUCCAGCGAGUACAAGCUGAGAGAACAGACACGUGAAGCAUUUCAACGUCUACAGAGCGUCGAUAAUGUACCACGGAAGAAGGCUAAAUUCCAAAACUUUGUGAAAAAUUGUAUGCACAUGCCAAUGCGCCUAGCGGAGGAGGUAUGGAAAGUGCUGGAAAAAGAGCAGGAAAAGAUGAAGGUAGCGAAGCAACAAGAGAAUGAUGCAGCAGCAGCAAAGAAGGAAGAAGAACCUAAACAAAACGGUGUAAAACGUGAGGCAACUGAGGAAGCUGAAAAUCAAGAGCCUGUAAAGAAAAAAUCUAAAAAGAAUAAAACAGAAAAUGGCAGCCUGCAAGGGGAGGAAAGCAUUGAAAGUGCUGAACCUAAAAAGAAGAAAUCAAAGAAGCAAGAACUUAAUGUUGACUCCACUGUAGCAGCUGAAACAAAUGGAACCGAUGAACCUGCCAAAAAGAAGUCAAAGAAGCAAAAGCAUAUUGCACAAGAGGCAGAAAGCGAACAAGUAGUUGCGAAUGACACAACAUUAGAAGCUAAUACAGAAGCUAACGAUGAUUUCGAAUGGAGUGAGAUAUUAAAUAAAAUUGUACAAAAGAAUGCUGAUGGCAUUGCGUUGGAAAAGCUUAAAAAACGUGUAUUAAAGAAAUACGCUGCCAAAAUUGGCAAUGAAGAAUUAACCGAGAAACAGCAAAAGAAAUUUGAAAAGAAGUUUUCCAAAAAUUUGAAGAAGUGCUCGGCGGUGCAGGUUAUAGGCGAACUUGUAAAAGCUUGCUGACAUUUGCUAACUGAAAGUAAUGCAGUCAAUU